AUGGCGGCUGAACACUCACUAAAUACUCGAAGCCUACCUCUAAGCUACAGGCCCCAUCAAAAAACUGCCACAGAUACCCUGCAACGCCUCGAGGAAAUUUUCCUCCGGUUCUGGGAGAAACUGGACCAACGCAUAAAGACAGCCCAGACCAAUCCACAAACCAAGACACACGCCG
Pelobates cultripes (western spadefoot toad) is the source of this 175-nucleotide messenger RNA. Lineage: Eukaryota; Metazoa; Chordata; Amphibia; Anura; Pelobatidae. The record is from the annotation of a GenBank genome assembly.